AUGACUUCAGUUAUUCCUAUGAUGGCGCUAGUAGUUGCCACAUUUUCUCCCUAACCUCUAAACAAUUCCGUCUUUACCGCGUGUACUGUGCGCAUAUACUUCUGUAACUACUCGAUUUUGUGCGUGUUCAUUUUAAGAAGCAAAUAUGUCUAAGAAAUUCAAAAAGCGGUCCGCAAAUGAUAGUAAUAAUCUAGUAGAAAAAUCUGAAAAGAAAGAUAUAAAAGAUACAUUGUCAGUGCCAAAGAAACAAAAGCUGGAAAUAGUUCAUGAUAUACAAAAUGCAAAUGCAGUUUCCAAGAAAGCAAAGAAAGCAGAGAAAGCAGUUGCUUCUCAAGAUAAUAUAAAUGUAAAUAAAAAAAAAAAAGAAAAAAAUAAAAGUGAAAAUAGUAUAACUUCUCCUUCUAAGUUUAAACAGAACGAAGAAUGCCAGAAUGGUGAAGGACCGACUGCUUUAUCCAGAAAAAAUAGAAUUACAUUACUAAAGGAACAAAAUAAACAAUUAAGUAAAGAAAAACGCAAGAUAUUCCGUCGUGAAGAAGGACAAAUGAAAACCAUGACCUCUAAAUUGUCUAUUGAACAAAUAAAAGAAAAAAUCAAAGAAUUACAAAAUAGAGAAACAUUGUCUAAAUCUGCAAAAAAGAAAUUGGGUACUUUAAAGAAAAUAUUGAAAGUAGAAGAAGAAACAAAUGGCUUGCAAGAAUCAACUGAUAACAAUAAAGAUACAAAAUCUGACGCUACAAAAGUUAGUGACAAAAAAGAAAAGAAAAAACUUACUGCAAACGAAAAUAAUUUGGCAGACAAUAAUAGUAAAAAAAAAGUUCAAAAGAUACAAAAAGAUACAAAAUUGAAAGAAGUGGAGAUGAUCAAUGAAAAAGAUAAAAACUCAUUGUCUGUUAAAUUUACAAAUAAGCAGAAAUCUAAACAGCAAAAGAAUACUAAAGUACAGCCAGGUAGUUUAUUAAGACUUAAACCACAAAAAGAUAAAGAUGAAAACGAAGGUGUGGAAGAAUCAAAUGAAGAGGAAGAAAAUGAAGAUCAAGUUAAAUCUCAAAAAUCACUAAAUAAAAAAAUACAUGUAGAAGAAGAUGAAGAUGACGAUGAUGAUGACGAUGAUAAUGACGAUGAUGACGACGACGAUGACAACGACGAAGACGAGGAAGCGGAUGAGGAAGAGGAAGGUGAAAAAUCAGAAGAAGUGAAAGAAGAGGAAGAGGAGGAGGAGGAGGAGGAGGAGGAAGAAGAGGAGGAGGAUGAAGGAGAUAUAGAAGGUGAAGUAGAAAGCAAGGAUAAAGGUCCUGAUAAGAAAUUAAAGAUAAAGAAAAAACCAGAGAAAAAGAAUGAAAUUCCAAAUGACAAGAAGCAAGGUUCUAAGAAAAAAAGAUACGUUCUCCAUGUUGCAAAUAUACCAUAUAGCGCUAAUUCAAAUGACAUUAGAAAACAUUUCCUAACUAAAGUCAGUGCAAUAUCUGAUGUUAGAAUACCAAAAAAUAUGAGCACAAAUAAAUCUCGAGGAUUUUGUUACAUUGAACUAGGAAAUCAAGAAGAUUAUGAGAAAGCACUGUCACUGAAUAAUUCGACCUUUCAAAAUCGCGUGAUAAAAGUACAAUAUACCACGGAUUCUAAACGUGAUAAUGCAAAACAAAUCAUCAUAGCGAAAAACAAAAAAUUGGACGCACUUCGAAAAGAAGGAAAGUUAGCAGGAAGUCAAAAAAAGACUGACAAGAAGUUAAAGAAAGGGAAAAAAAAUGCUAACUCAUCGACGACUUAGGCAUUAGAUAAAAAUACAUAUAAUUUGCGGAGAAAAACUACCUGUUUCACCUUAUCUUUAAUCUCCUAACUCUUCGUAAUUAAUCUUGCAACAUACUUAUACAUAUAUAUUCAUAAAAUACGAAGGAGACUAAAGCUAUAAUUGAUCAGGUCCCAUCAAUUUUUUUAAUAAAUCUGACAGUUUUUAUACGUAUCAUCGAACGUCAAUUUUUCGCUGUCGAAUGCCAUGUUCCGAGUUUCUACAAAAAACAAAAGUAUAUUGUGGCAUACGUCAGUUCAUGUAGAUCAAAUGACACGGUGUCAAAAGUAAGAACACGUUAACCGAACCGAUGAAAUUCGAUUCCUAUCUUAUUUCAAACUUACUAGGAUCUAUUAUAGCAUAUGAUAGCAUUCCAUUCAUGUCCUUUAAAAAUAUUCCAAAUACAAAUCGACGCAUAAUCAUAUGAUAUACUUAUAAAAUUAUUAUUGUCGUAAUACCGGAUUCGAAAGACAUGAACACAAAGCUUAAAAA
Vespa mandarinia (Asian giant hornet) is the source of this 2278-nucleotide messenger RNA. RefSeq lists its product as uncharacterized. Gene Ontology annotation, molecular function: mRNA binding. The record is from RefSeq and is a predicted model, not a curated record. Lineage: Eukaryota; Metazoa; Arthropoda; Insecta; Hymenoptera; Vespidae.